This is a messenger RNA of Bufo bufo (common toad), 2661 nucleotides long. RefSeq names its product phosphatidylinositol glycan anchor biosynthesis class A (gene PIGA). Gene Ontology annotation, cellular component: glycosylphosphatidylinositol-N-acetylglucosaminyltransferase (GPI-GnT) complex. NCBI's taxonomy places the organism in Eukaryota, Metazoa, Chordata, Amphibia, Anura, Bufonidae. The transcript has 6 exons. Gene Ontology annotation, biological process: GPI anchor biosynthetic process. The record is from RefSeq and is a predicted model, not a curated record. Gene Ontology annotation, molecular function: phosphatidylinositol N-acetylglucosaminyltransferase activity. The coding region runs from base 91 to 1572 and encodes 493 amino acids.
UCUUUUUAGACUGAGGAGGAUGACGGAGCCGCGGUGCUGAGGAGCCGAUCCGCCCAGUGAGCGGGGCGCUCUCCACCACCGGUCUUUACCAUGCUUCACCGCAGAGGGGAAGGAAGCAGACCCUGCUCACAGAGGGACUCCGUACGGACUACAGAGGCUGCGCCCACUCCUCCAAGGACUCACAGCAUUUGUAUGGUCUCUGACUUUUUUUACCCAAACACGGGUGGGGUGGAAAGUCACAUUUAUCAGCUCUCACAGUGCCUGAUCAAUAGAGGACACAAGGUUAUAAUUGUCACCCAUGCUUAUGGGGACAGAAAAGGAAUCCGCUACCUCACCAAUGGUCUGAAGGUGUAUUACUUACCUUUAAAAGUCAUGUAUAACCAGUCUACAGCGACUACGUUGUUGCACAGCCUACCUCUCCUCAGGUAUAUAUUUGUAAGGGAACAAGUCUCUGUUGUCCAUUCACACAGCUCUUUUUCUGCUAUGGCCCACGAUGCCCUCUUUCACGCCAAGACUUUGGGACUCUAUACGGUCUUUACAGACCAUUCUCUCUUUGGAUUUGCAGACGUGAGCUCCGUCCUCACCAACAAACUUCUUACAGUGUCUCUGUGUGAUACAAACCACAUCAUCUGCGUGUCGUACACCAGCAAAGAAAACACUGUGCUCCGAGCAGCUCUGGACCCGGAGAUUGUCUCUGUGAUUCCAAAUGCCGUCGACCCCACAGACUUCACUCCAGACCUAGAGAAAGAGAGAGGUCCUAAAAUCACCAUUGUCGUGGUCAGCAGACUCGUUUACAGAAAAGGCGUGGAUCUGCUCGGCGGUAUCAUUCCCGAAAUGUGUCAGAAAUACCCUGAACUGCACUUCCUCAUCGGAGGAGAAGGACCCAAGAGAAUCAUUUUAGAAGAAGUAAGAGAAAGAUACCAGCUCCAUGACAGAGUCCGGCUCCUAGGUGCCCUAGAACAUCACGAGGUGAGGAACGUCCUGGUUGAAGGAGAGAUCUUCCUGAAUACAUCCCUCACUGAGGCCUUCUGCAUGGCAAUUGUGGAGGCAGCUAGCUGUGGACUACAGGUGGUGACCACUAGAGUGGGAGGGAUCCCUGAAGUUCUUCCUGACAAUUUCAUUAUCCUGUGUGAGCCCUCUGUGAAGUCUCUGUGCGCUGGUUUAGAGAAAGCUAUCGACAAGUUACGGACAGGAACGUUACCGAGCCCCGAAACUAUUCACAAUACUGUUAAACCUUUUUAUACGUGGAGGAAUGUUGCCGAGAGAACUGAAAGGGUAUACGAUCGUGUUGCUAAAGAGACUGUUUUACCAAUGAGCGAAAGGCUCGAGCGGCUGGUAAACCAUUGUGGUGUUGUCACGGGCUCAAUCUUUGCCCUCUUUGCAGUAAUUAGUUUCUUAUUUCUAGUUUUUCUACGAUGGACAACCCCAGACUACUUGAUUGACAUUGCUGUGGAUGCUACAGGUCCUAAAACAGCUUGGUCUCGACUAUACUGCACUGAAAAACCCAGGAAAAAAGGGAAAACUCCUCAUGGAAACACCACUGAUGGUCCUGGAGAGUCUCCUGGGAGAUAACCUGUAUUACUCUAUUUUUAUUACAUCUUUUUUACUAUUUUUCAAGGAUCAAUGCUGCCUACACCUUUCUAAUUAGUGUACAUGUCAUGUCUUCUUUUGCACAUUUGACUUCAAGCACUCCAAACCUCCUGUCUGAGAUUGUCUUGUACAGUCAUGGCUAAAAGUUUUGAGACUGACACAAACUUUGGUUUUCACAACAUUUACUGCUUCUGUGUUUUUGGGUCUUUUUGUCAGAUGUUUAUAUUGUAUACUGAAGUACAGUAUAAUAACUUUUUUAGCUUUUAUUGACAAAUCCAUCAAGUUUAUGGAAAGACUCAAUAUUUCCAGUGUUGACCCUUCUUUUUCAAAACUUCUGCAGUUCGCCCUGGCCUGCUGGAUAUCAGCUUCUUGGCCAAAUCCUGACUGAAGACAACCCAUUCUUGCCUAAUCAGUCCUUGGAGUAUAUCAAAGUUUCUAUGGUUUUUUUUGUUUGUCCACCCUCUUUUUUUGAAGAUUGACCACAUGUUCUCAAUGGGAUUGAGACUUGAGGAGUUUUUUGACCAUAGUCCCAAAAUGUAAAAGUUUUGUUUACCGAGCCACUUGGCUCUCAGUUUUGCCUUGUGACAUGGUGCUCCAUCAUGCUGGAAAAAGCAUUUUUCACCAAAUUGCCUCCUGGAUCGUUGCUCUUGGAGGAUGUAUUGAUCCCAUUCUUUAUUUGAGCCAGUGUUUUUAAGCAAAAUUGAGAAUGAGCCCACUCACUAGGAUGAGAAUGGUCUCAGGAUGCUUUACUCUUGGCAUGACACAGGACUCAUGGAAGCACUCACCUUGUCUUCUCCGGGCAAUCAUUUUUCCAGAUGUCCCAAAUAGGGCUGAAACGAUUACUCGAUUGAAUCGAGUAAUUCUACACAAAAAAAUCCUCAAUGCAAAUUUUUUGCAUCGAGUAUUCGUUUGUGUCAUGUGACCACGGAGCGGGAGUGAAUCGCUUGCUAUUACUUACCGCUCCGUGGUCACCUGUCGGCCCGUACCGCGCUGCACUUUCAGCCCUGACACAUUGUCAGGACAUAGUGCACGCAUACGUGCACUAUGACCCGACGCUCUGUGACGUCAGGA